Molecule: messenger RNA, 1949 nt
Organism: Humulus lupulus (European hop)
Lineage: Eukaryota; Viridiplantae; Streptophyta; Magnoliopsida; Rosales; Cannabaceae
Product: (3S,6E)-nerolidol synthase 1-like
Exons: 7
Coding region: 74-1813 (579 amino acids)
Biological process (GO): diterpenoid biosynthetic process
Molecular function (GO): terpene synthase activity; magnesium ion binding
Source: RefSeq, a predicted model, not a curated record
GUUUCCUUAUUAAUUGUAGUAAUUCCUCUUCACUCCACACUGGAUCCUUAGCUACCCAUUCUCUCAUAUAGCUAUGGCAUUGUCUUCCUACGCAUCUUUUCGUUCCUUCAAAUCCUGCUCAGUUUCCAACUCUCAAAACAGAAUUACAGCUUUUGAAAACUCCAAACCUUUUAGGAGUGAUUAUGAUCUCACUAUGCCACCAAAAUUGAUCAAUAUUAAUAAUACCCACCAUCAUAAUACUUUGUCAAUAUCUACCCCCUUACAAAAGUCCAAACCUUUCAUUAAUAUUGAUCAUGAUUUGGAUAUAUAUAGAGACGUUAUAAGAAAAGCAGGAGAAGAUCCAUUUGAAGGGCUUAAGAUGAUUGAUGCAAUCCAACGGCUAGGAAUUGACUAUAUCUUCGAGGAAGAGAUUGAUGGAAUUCUACAAAGCCAAUCUCAUCAUAAGUUUUUUAACGAAUUCGAACAUCAUCAUCAAGAUGAUCUGCAUGAGGUUGCUCUUCGUUUUCGACUCUUGAGGCAACAUGGUCACUUCAUUCCUGCUGAUAUUUUUAACAAGUACAAGGACAAUAACGGAAAGUUCAGCAUAAGGCUAAGUGAGGACGUCGACGGCUUAAUGAGCUUAUAUGAAGCGUCGCAUCUAAGCAUAGAAGGAGAACAUAUCCUCGACGAAGCUGCCUUAUUUAGUGCUCAACACCUAGACGCGUUCAUGAAACGUCCUCAUCUUUGCCAGACAAGAUUUGUGGCAAGGACACUUGAAAAUCCCUGUCACAAAACCUUAUCUAUGUUCACAGCCAAGGACCUUUUUGGUGUUUAUCCUAGUGAGAAUGGGCACAUAAAUGUGUUAAAAGAACUGGCAAAAGUUGAAUUUAAUAGAGUUCAGUUCCUACACAGAAUGGAAAUUGAUCAAGUCACCCAAUGGUGGAAAGAGCUUGGAUUGGCUAAGGAGUUGAAAUUUGCAAGAGACCAACCAUUAAAAUGGUACCUCUGCACAGUGGCAAGUCUAGCAGAUCCAAACUUGUCUGAGGAGAGGAUUGAACUUACGAAACCCAUUUCUCUUGUCUACAUAAUAGAUGAUAUUUUUGAUGUUCAUGGUACACUAGACGAACUCACACUUUUCACAAACGCAGUUAAUAAAUGGGAUAUAACCGCUAAUAAAGAGCAGUUACCAGACUACUUGAAGAUAUGUUUCAAGGCACUUGAUGGUAUAACCAACGAAAUUAGCCACGUGGUGUACAGAAAACAUGGAUGGAAUCCCAUUGACUCCUUAAGAAAAUCGUGGGGAAAACUAUGCAAUGCGUUCUUAUUAGAAGCACAGUGGUUUGCUUCUGGGAAGUUACCAAAUGAAGAGGAGUAUUUGAAGAACGCGAUUGUGAGUUCAGGGGUCCAUGUGGUGCUAGUUCAUAUGUUCUUUCUCUUGGGUCAAGGUAUAUCCAUGGAAGCUGUAAACUUACUCGACGACAUUCCAGGCCUUGUGUCUUCUACAGCCGCAAUUCUUCGUCUUUGGGACGACUUAGGAACUGCCAAGGAUGAGAAUCAAAAUGGGCAUGAUGGGUCCUACGUUGAAUGCUACAUGAAAAAACACCAAGGUUGUUUGGUGGAAGAAGCAAGAGACCAUGUGAUCAGUAUGAUUAAAAAUGAGUGGGAACGCCUCAAUAAGGAGUGUUUCUCUUCAAAGCACUUUCCAAUGUGCUUCAAAAAGGGUUGUCUAAAUGCUGCUCGGAUGGUUCCAAUAAUGUAUGACUAUGAUGAUAAUCAUCGCCUUCCAGGCCUCGAGGACUAUAUCAAAUCACUUCUCUUUGAAACAAUUAAAUAGAUUAUUAUAGUUGAAAAAAAAAAAACAUGAUUGAAAGUAAUUAUAUAUUUUUAAAAGAAUAAUUAAAGUGUGGUUGUUGAAAUUAUGACUUUAUAUAUAUCCGUUCAAAUAAGAGCUAAAGCCGUUGUUACAUUCA